AUGGAUUCUAUAAUUCCUCCCACAAAUGAACAAUCUGAAGAAGGCCUUUCGACUCAGAAAAGAAAAAGUGGCAGAAUGGAAAUGCAUAGUGUGCAUAACCGACAUGAGCGUAAAUUGAUCCUACUGAAUAGGCUCAAUCAACCUAUUGGUCCUACUGAAGAUGUUGUAAUAGAGUUUGGUAGCUUCCUCGGUACAUUAGCGAGGACUGAGACCCUUUGCCCAUUUGAUAUACUUGAUUGGAGGAAAAUGGACACAAAAGAUGAUUUAUGGACAUAUACCGAGGAGAAAUAUGAUAUUCCUGAAGCUGGCAAAAAGUGGACUUUGAAAGCAAUUCAUGCUGCUUGGAGAAGGCAUAAAAGUGACUUGAAGAAACUUUGUUACAAACCAAAAGUCACUAAUGAAAUCAUAAUGGCAAAAAGGCCAGGUCAUAUUCUGGAAUGUCAAUUUAAAGAGCUCCUCGAAUAUUGGAAGUCUGAGAAAUUCCAGAAAAUGUCUAAAACAAAUACUGAGAAUCGGAAGAAUUUGUUGAAUUCGCACACAGUCGGCAAAAAAAGUUCCGCUUUAGUCCGCAAUAAAUUGGAAAAAACCAAGGGAAAUGUAUCACUUAAGGAGAUCUUUGUGGAAACAAGAGCAAGGAAACUCGGGCGCUUGUACAAGGAGUCAAAUGAAGACACAACUAGUAAAAUUGCUGAAAUGGAGGAAAUUAAAACACAACUAAGCGCAGAUGGUAGUCAGCCUGUUGAUGCAUACUCAGCCGUUAUGGGUCCAGAACAUCCGGGACAUCUAAGACUAUAUGGACGGGGGGUUACAAAGACUUCUUUGAAAGGAAAAGCUGGAACUUUUGAACCAACUUCAAAUGCCACAAAUGAUGUAGUGCAAGAAAUGUAA
Messenger RNA from Lycium barbarum (goji berry), 888 nucleotides. RefSeq lists its product as uncharacterized. The transcript is spliced from 6 exons. NCBI's taxonomy places the organism in Eukaryota, Viridiplantae, Streptophyta, Magnoliopsida, Solanales, Solanaceae. The coding region runs from base 1 to 888 and encodes 295 amino acids. The record is from RefSeq and is a predicted model, not a curated record.